Messenger RNA from Prorocentrum cordatum, 506 nucleotides. The record is from the annotation of a GenBank genome assembly. Lineage: Eukaryota; Dinophyceae; Prorocentrales; Prorocentraceae.
GGCGCGGCAGCGCCCCCUCUGCACGCCGGCAGCUCGGCCCGGGCGGGCUGCCGCGCGCCGGCCGGGCCCGCAGGCCAUGGACCCGGCAGGCCCCUUCUCGGAUUGGGGCCCCGAAGCCGGCCUGGCUCUCGCGGCCACGCCGAGGCGCCCCCAGCCGAGGAAGACGGGGCGGCCCUCGAGCGCCCACGCGGGCAAGGCCGAGCCCUGGAAGGCGGGCGUGCCCCAGGGGCGGCCCAGCAGACCCCGCGUCCAGGCGAGGGCCCCGGCGCUGCCCGCGAGCCCGGCGCUGCCCGCGAGCCUGCCCUCCGCGAUCGUGCCCCCCGGCGCGCAGGUGGCGCUGUCGGCGAGGCUGCUCGAGACGAGCCCGCCAGCGGAGCCGCCCGGGACGCCUUCGUCUCCGAAGCAUGCGGACCGCGUCGCGCCCGCGAGGGCCGCCCCGCUGUGCCGAGGAGGCGUCGGAGCAGCUCGCCCAGCUGGCGCGCUUCGCGCAGCUCGUGCGCGAGAGG